CCGCGCCGGCCCCGCCCCGCGGCUCCGGUUUCAGCCGCUGCUACAGGGACCCCCAAGAUGGAAACGCAGGGGCUGCCCGCCGCGGAGGCGGCCCGGGCCCGGCCCGGCGCCCAACAUGGCGGCCCCGCCGCGCCGCCCGCCGCCCCGCGCCGCCCGCCGCCGCCGCCGCCCGACUGGGAGCCGGCGGCCGCCGCCGCCUCCUCCUCCUCCGCCGCCAGCACCGCCGCGUCGGGCCUCUACGUGAGCUUCCCGGUGCUGCUGGUGGAGGAGAAGCCGGAGCCCGGCGCCAGCCCGGCGCCCAGCCCCUGCGCGCCGCCGGCGGGGCCCGCGCCCGACAGCGACGGGCUCCUGCUCGUCUUCAACGUGGUGCGCGGCGCGGCCGAGGCCGGCCCGGGCGCCGGCGAAGCGGGGCGCGCCCAGCCCGGCCCGCCGCCCGCCGAGCCGCCGGAGGAGGCCCCCGGCUCGGCGGCGCCGCCGCCGCCGCCGCCUCCUCCUCCCCCGCCGCCGCUGCCCCCCGCCGGCGGCGAUGGCGGCGGGGCGGAGGACGGCUCCUUCUCGGGGACCAUCACCAUCAACAACCAGAGCCUGGUGGUGCGCAUCGAGAACGGCGUCCUGACGCUGGGGCCCGGCGCCGAGCAGGCCGCGGGCGCCGCGCCGCCGCCGCCCGCCCCGCCGCCGCCGCCGCCCCCCGCCGCGGCCGCCAGCCCCGCCGAGCCGCCGGGCGGGCCGCGGCCGCGCUCUCCGCCGGCCUUCCCCUGCCCGGAGCCGCGCUGCGGCGAGGCCUUCCCCCGCAAGCAGCAGCUGCGGCUGCACCGCCUCUCGGCGCACGGCGGCGGCGGGGAGGACGGCCGGGGAGCGGGGGCGGCGGCGCGGCCCUUCGGCUGCCCGGUGCCGGGCUGCGCCUGGUCCUUCGCCACGGCCUACAAGCUGCGGCGGCACCUGCACUCGCACGACAAGCUGCGGCCCUUCGCCUGCGCCGCGCCGGGCUGCGCCAAGCGCUUCACCACCGUCUACAACCUGCGGGCCCACAGCCGCGCCCACGAGCAGGAGGCGGCGCACAAGUGCGAGGCGUGCGGGCAGCGCUUCCCCAGCGCCGCCCGCCUCGCCGCCCACCGCCGCCGCAGCCACCAGGAGCCCGAGCGGCCCUACCGCUGCGACUUCCCCGGCUGUGAAAGAACGUUUAUCACAGUGAGUGCGUUAUUCUCCCAUAAUCGAGCCCACUAUAGAGAGCAAGAGCAGUUCUCCUGUUCGUUCCCUGGCUGUAACAAGCAGUAUGACAAAGCCUGCCGACUGAAAAUCCACAUGAGGAGUCACACAGGUGAAAGGCCUUUUAUCUGUGACUUCGAAGGUUGUGGCUGGUCUUUCACCAGUAUGUCCAAGCUGCUGAGACAUAAAAGGAAACAUGAAGAUGACAGGAGAUUUAUGUGCCCAGUAGAAGGCUGUGGGAAGUCCUUCACAAGAGCAGAACACUUGAAAGGCCACAGUAUAACUCACCUUGGUACAAAACCAUUCGAGUGUCCAGUAGAAGGCUGUUGUGCAAAAUUUUCAGCACGAAGUAGCCUGUAUAUUCACUCCAAAAAGCAUCUUCAGGAUGUGGACUCAUUAAAGACUCGUUGCCCUGUAUCCAGCUGUAAUAAAUUGUUCACUUCCAAACAUAGUAUGAAGACACACAUGGUCAAACAGCAUAACUUCAGCCCAGAUCUCCUAACUCAGCUUGAAGCAACCAGCUCGCUCACACCCAGCAGUGAACUCACUAGUGCGGGACAGAGCGAUCUCAGCAACAUAGACCUCGUAUCCCUCUUCUCCAACGUGUCUAGUAACAAUUCUGGAAUUGCAACAGACAUGGCGCUAGUGAACUCUGGAAUUGUCACGAUCGAUGUUGCUUCAGUGGGCUCAACGCUUGGAGGAAACCUACCUGUCAGUAACAAUUCUUUAAGCCAGGCAGUCGAUCCCUUGAUACUGGUGGCUAGCAGCGAUAUGCCGCAAAGCUUGGACAGUUCUCUCUUGCUGGGAACCAGUGCAACAGUUCUACAGCAAAGCACUUUAAAUUUGGAUGACGUACAGACUGUCAAUGCAGAAGCCUUGGGUUCGCUAGCAUCCCUGUCGGUGAGGAAUUCCGGUCAAGAUGUGCACGGUUUGACGUCCAGCAAUAAUUUAACAAUCGACACAGCCACUUUGACUCCUUCUAGUAGCCUCGGCGGUACCAAUGUGCCUGAGUUACUAACACCAACUAAAGUUGAACGUAAUUUGCUUCCUAGCUCGGACGUUGUUAGUCAACAAGAGGGCAGUAAAGUAGUGACGCAGUUCGUCUUCUCCAACCCUCCAGGGAGCUACAGUGCACAGAAAGAAAUGGAUCUUGGCACAGUGACUGGCAGCUCAUUUUUGGAGAGCAGUGGGUCUGCAAGAACAGACUACAGAGCCAUUCAGCUAGCCAAGAAAAGAAAACAAAAAGGGAAUGGGAGCAGCACAGGGGCAUCUGGCUCUGGUCAGAGGAAAACCAAGGGUGGUAAAGUAAGCCCUACCAACUUCUCAUCAUCCACUCCUGGCAGUCGGCUGGGUGGCAACAUAGUUUUGCCAAAUGGAGGGCUGACAAUAAGGGACCCAGCCACUGGAGCCCAGUAUGUGCAAAUUCAGCUUCUUCAGGAUGAUUCCCCGGGAGAGGGAGAUUUGCCCUUUCAACUGAGCUCUCAGUCCUCCUCGUCACAUUCUCAGCUUACAGUGGAUUUACCUGUUCACAUACUUCAGGAACCACACAAUUCCACUGAAGAUGAUGCAGGUUCUGAUAACUCUCAGUUCACUGGAAGCACAAUAAACUUACAGGAUCUGGAAUGACCAUUAUUAAGAACAGUUACUUGAAAACAAAUUGGGCAAUCAUGUCUUGACAGAGUGAGAUAACUGUGUGGGUCUUUCUCCAAGGAAAAUAGGAAAACUAGGAGUACUGGAUUAUGGUUGCACUCUUUGCAAUUUGCUAAGGACAGUUGUAGCUGAAAGAUUUUCUUAAAAAAAUGUAAAUCCCACUUGAUGUGCCUGUGUAAGAUACCCUGUCUGCCUGGUGUUGGAGAGACUGAGGCAGACUGCUGUACAGUGUUGUUUCAGGGAGAAGUACUGUAUUAAACUUCAAACUGAGGUAAUAUUUACUGUUUUCACAGGAAAGCAAGUAUUCUACAGCUAACAAGUACAAAUUUAUAAUCCUGCCCAUGACAGUUAAAACUUUCCUUCCAUUGGUCUCCUGCUGGAGCCAGUGGCAUUGAGGAAUUAAGAGCUAAAAUUUGGAAGUGUUUUCCACACACACA
Molecule: messenger RNA, 3293 nt
Organism: Harpia harpyja (harpy eagle)
Lineage: Eukaryota; Metazoa; Chordata; Aves; Accipitriformes; Accipitridae
Gene: ZXDC
Product: ZXD family zinc finger C
Exons: 10
Coding region: 58-2832 (924 amino acids)
Biological process (GO): regulation of transcription by RNA polymerase II
Cellular component (GO): nucleus
Molecular function (GO): transcription coregulator activity
Source: RefSeq, a predicted model, not a curated record